AUGAAUAACCGAAAGGAAGAUAUGGAGAUUGCCUCCCAUUACCGUCAUCUGCUUUGUGAGCUCAAUGAGCAGAGACAGCAUGGCAUCCUCUGUGAUAUUUGCAUUAUAGUGGAGGGGAAGAUCUUUAAGGCUCACAAAAAUGUUCUGCUCGGGAGCAGCCGCUACUUCAAGACUCUUUACUGCCAGGUGCAGAAGACAUUUGACCAGGCCACAGUCACUCAUUUAGACAUUGUAACUGCACAGGGCUUUAAAGCCAUCAUUGACUUCAUGUAUUCUGCACACUUAGCUUUGACGAGCAGAAAUGUCAUUGAGGUGAUGUCAGCUGCUAGCUAUCUUCAAAUGAUUGAUAUUGUACAAGCUUGUCACAAUUUCAUAAAAGCAGCUCUUGACAUAAGUAUAAAGUCUGAUGCCUCAGAUGAUCUUGUUGAUUAUGAACUUGGGGCCGCUUCCAGCAGUAGUACAGAUGCUUUGAUUUCAGCAGUGGUGGCUGGUAGGAGUAUUUCUCCAUGGUUAGCUCGACGAACAAGUCCAGCAAACUCUUCUGGAGAUUCGGCCAUUGCUAGCUGUCAUGAAGGAGGGAGCAGUUAUGGAAAAGAGGAUCAGGAACCAAAAACAGAUAGCCACGAUGACAUUUCAUCCCAGUCUCUUUGGUCCAGUGACAUGGGCUAUGGGUCUUUGCGUAUCAAAGAGGAGCAAAUUUCACCAUCUCACUAUGGAGGGAAUGAAUUGCGUUCUGCCAAGGAUAGUGCAAUACAGAACAGUUUCUCAGAACAAGGAGCAGGGGAUGGCUGGCAACCCACUGGACGCAGAAAGAAUAGAAAAAAUAAAGAAACUGUGCGUCAUAUUACACAGCAAGUAGAGACUGACAGCCGGGCAAGCUCUCCAGUGCCAUCUUUUUUAUCUGCCUCAGGAUGGCCAUACAACAGUCGAGACUCCAGUUCUAGUCUCAGCUAUACCACUAACCUGUUUUGUGAACUAGGGUAA
Malaclemys terrapin pileata is the source of this 984-nucleotide messenger RNA. Its product is annotated as zinc finger and BTB domain-containing protein 46-like. The record is from RefSeq and is a predicted model, not a curated record. Gene Ontology annotation, biological process: regulation of transcription by RNA polymerase II. The transcript is spliced from 2 exons. NCBI's taxonomy places the organism in Eukaryota, Metazoa, Chordata, Testudines, Emydidae. The coding region runs from base 1 to 984 and encodes 327 amino acids. Gene Ontology annotation, molecular function: DNA-binding transcription factor activity, RNA polymerase II-specific; protein binding; RNA polymerase II cis-regulatory region sequence-specific DNA binding.